UUGAUGAGCUUGUUUGAAAGCCAGAGUUUGCCUUGUCUGGUCUGCGACUAAACCUGCCAGCCGAGGCGUAUUUGUGGUGACACUGAAGGGAGGCUGCUGUUUGCAUGAAGUGCUGAGCUUCUUGUGCGGCGGAGUUGCACUCAGCAUGUCGGGGAUCCCUCCGGACACAUGGCAGCCCCCAAAUGUCACGCUGGAAACGACUAUGGGAAACAUUUCACUGGAGCUGUAUUGGAAGCACGCACCAAAAACCUGCAGAAACUUUGCUGAGCUGGUUCGAAGGGGUUAUUACAAUGGCACAAAGUUCCAUAGAGUGAUCAGUGGUUUUGUUAUUCAAGGAGGAGACCCAACAGGAACAGGUAGAGGAGGAUCAUCUAUAUAUGGAAAACACUUUGAGGAUGAAUUACAUAAAGAUUUAAAAUUCACAGGUGCAGGGAUCCUUGCCAUGGCAAAUGCAGGUCCAGAUACAAAUGGCAGCCAGUUCUUUUUAACUCUGGGACCUACACCAGUACUGGAUGGCAAGCACACAAUCUUUGGUCGUAUCUGUCAUGGAUUGUCAGUAGCUAAACGUAUUGAACUUGUGGAGACCAAUCGUGAAGACCGACCGAUGGAUGAUGUAAUAAUUCUAAAAGCUAGUGUAAGCGAAUUAAGUUAAGGCUAGAACCCAAGAAUUAUGUUUUCAUAUAAUAAUUUGGAGUUCCUAGGCAUGUGUUUUAAUGACCUUCCUGUACACAAAUUUGGUGUAUUUGUAAUUGUGGUAUCAUUCAAAAAGCAUGCAGCGGCAUACGGAUUCAUCUUGGUGUUUAAAUCAAUUUCUUUGCCAUUGAUAACUUCUCCAAUUUAUUUUGUAUUGAUACUUGAGUUGCAUGUGUACCUCCAGCUCAUCUGAUUAAAAUUGUUAA
Messenger RNA from Pristis pectinata (smalltooth sawfish), 899 nucleotides. RefSeq names its product peptidylprolyl isomerase (cyclophilin)-like 1 (gene ppil1). Gene Ontology annotation, cellular component: catalytic step 2 spliceosome. Lineage: Eukaryota; Metazoa; Chordata; Chondrichthyes; Rhinopristiformes; Pristidae. Bases 146 to 652 code for a protein of 168 amino acids. Gene Ontology annotation, biological process: protein peptidyl-prolyl isomerization; protein folding. The transcript is spliced from 4 exons. The record is from RefSeq and is a predicted model, not a curated record. Gene Ontology annotation, molecular function: peptidyl-prolyl cis-trans isomerase activity.